This is a messenger RNA of Oncorhynchus masou masou (cherry salmon), 1128 nucleotides long. RefSeq lists its product as uncharacterized. The transcript is spliced from 4 exons. Gene Ontology annotation, biological process: T cell receptor signaling pathway; regulation of T cell proliferation. The coding region runs from base 448 to 1128 and encodes 226 amino acids. The record is from RefSeq and is a predicted model, not a curated record. NCBI's taxonomy places the organism in Eukaryota, Metazoa, Chordata, Actinopteri, Salmoniformes, Salmonidae. Gene Ontology annotation, cellular component: external side of plasma membrane.
GAGUUUUACCAGAAGCAGUGAAAUAUGAUAUGGAGGAGAAAAUCAAAACAUGAGUGAUACAAUACGAGGUUCCCUGCCCAUCAAAGGUCACACACCGGUAGAGGGUGGAAACCUAUGAAGUACAGAGUGCACUGCCACAGAGUGCGGAUGUUUUUUUUACUGAAGAGUCCGUGCAGUCAGUCACCCUGUUAGAUGUGCAGCAGAGAGAGUUGCUGACAGUCGACGAGGGCCAGAUUGUUGUUCACAGUAAAGUGACAGGGAAGGAUGUUAUGAGAUUCACGCUGUCAUCGUGUGACGAGCAUGUGUUGUAUGUUUAGGUAGAGCAGAGCAGUCACUGUCUCGUUCUGCUUGGCAUACAGUGUAUUGUCACAUUUACCCUGAUUGUUGUGCACUGUAAAGGGAGAUCAGGGGAGCUUCAGUUUCACGACAAAACUGAGAACUUUCAAGAUGAACGUUUACUGGAUACCCACGAUCCUCCUCUCCCUCUCUAGUGCUGCCAAAAUGAUAAGCUCAAACAACUGUAAAGACAAGCGCAGAACCUUCAACGUGGUCCGUGUGUCUGUCAACGGCACUGCAUCUGUCAGCUGCCCCAACCUGACAGGCAAGGACCGGGAGGAGAUGAGAUUCCACCUUUACCUGGGCUUGGUCGAGGUUGGCAACCACACUCACGACAAUGGUCACAACCACAACUCCACAGAGACACUGAGUCCUGUUGGGGAGGGUCUGGGGCUGAGGGUGAACAAACAGGACCAUACGGUCAGUUUUGUCCUCUCUGGAAUGACCACGGAACGCGCUGGAGUCUAUACCUGUGAGGGGUACCCCAUGUACCCACCUCCCAUUGAGAAAGUACCAGACGAGCCUCAGACCUUGGUCCUGGUUGAAGCUCUCCAGUGCCAGGCAAGGAAGCCUGUGGGAUGUGUAGGCUCUGCUUGGACAUGGGUACUGGGGUUCUGGGUCACCAUCAUCUAUGGCCUGGCUGUCACUGUCAUCGCCUUUGCCAUCUGGCUCAGACUGAGGAGAGUGGAGUGUUCCCAGAGCGACGACAUGGACAUCAAACCCAAAGCUCCACUCAGGGGGCACAGGAAGAAGCAGGGGGUCCAGCAUCCAAUCCGAAUGGGACGAUACUGA